CUCCACAACAACCUGGGAAAUACCAACAGGUCUAACGACACCGCAGAUCGCACGUUGCGCAGCGGCCCCCUACUCGAGGAGGACAGUAAGUGGGAAACGGUGAGCCGAGGGUUGCGGCCCGAGGAUCGAGAGCCAUGUAUGCGCACACGCCAUCGCCUGCGCCGCCCCCAAAGCCACCAGGAAGCCACGAUGUAAGCCGGAUGAGCACGGCCGCCAGCGGGUCAUUACCGCCGGUCCCGCCAUUGCCUGAACCGAUAACGGGCAUGCCCGCGGCGGCAGAGGAGCACGCCGCGCAAUCGCAGGACAUUGCGGAUCCUGGUGAUCGGUGGCUCCCCAAGUUCCUCGAGGACAAGUCCAAACAGGACCUGGCCGACAUCCUCUCGGACCCGGCAUUGCUCACGGCGCUAACGCACUCCCCGCGGACGAUCCACCCGUCGCUGAGGGCGUCGCACGGCGCGCUGCAGGCGGCGCUGGCCGAGAACAUGGAGCGCGCGGCUCAGCUGCUCGACCUCGAGGCUCGUCUCGCCCACCAGCGGACGGCCGCCCAGGCGCAGCUGCUGUCGACCCACGCGCUGGAGCGGCAGUGGCGCGCCAAGCAGGCCGACAUGGACCACGCCCUGGCGCCUUUCGCGCCCGCCAGCCUGUACCAGCGCCUGGCGCAGGGCGUGGCCGAGCAGGAAGGGGUGUGCGACGCGCUCGAGGAGAGCUUUCUCGAUGGCGGGGGAGACGGCGCCCUGGCGACGGAGCGCGAGGUGAGCGACUGGGUCAGGCGGUACAGGGAGGCAAAGAAGCUGUAUUAUUUGCGGCAGGAGAGGAAGGAGAGGUGGGACGAGGGCCGUGUAGGUGGCUGGCGGUAGUGGAGCGGUCAGGUAAGAAGGUUCGGGGUGUGUUGGGAAGGGGGAACAGUUGCCAGUGGAGCCCGGAUAAGGGGCCCGCACCGGGCAAGAGGGUAUGGACAGGCCCAAAACAGUGUAAUACGAUUAGAAGGCACAAUCCACGCGUGGAGGAACGGUCGGUCACUCGGCCAGCAUAAUGGCCAAGCGUAGUUGGUUAAUGAUUAUCUAAGUGGUCAGCCG
Messenger RNA from Thermothielavioides terrestris NRRL 8126, 1076 nucleotides. RefSeq lists its product as uncharacterized. The transcript has 2 exons. Lineage: Eukaryota; Fungi; Ascomycota; Sordariomycetes; Sordariales; Chaetomiaceae. The record is from RefSeq and is a predicted model, not a curated record. Gene Ontology annotation, biological process: protein targeting to vacuole; protein targeting to membrane; ubiquitin-dependent protein catabolic process via the multivesicular body sorting pathway. Gene Ontology annotation, cellular component: ESCRT I complex. The coding region runs from base 135 to 857 and encodes 240 amino acids.